UUGAUUAUAUAAUAGUUAAUGAUUGUUGACCAACUGGCGUGUACUGUGUACAAUACAGGCGUAUAUAGGCAAAUUCACAAGAAGGCAAGAAGCCAUAUUGAUAGAAGAUAAUUUACCAAAAGAAACGAAAUCAUGGCGGAUGCUGCGGCUCGUCAAUUACAAUACGAGUAUAAAGCGAACUCUAAUCUCGUUUUACAAGCUGACGUCCGGUUAAUAGAGAGACGUAGUCGAGAUGAAGCUACUGGCGAAGUUAUGUCCCUUGUGGGAAAAUUGGAUGGUACACGCAUGGGCGAUAGAGCCCAGCGUACCAAACCGGGGAAAGCAGAGGAGAGAAAAGUCAAACGUCAAAAACGCGAUGAAGCACAGUACGACUUUGCACGUAUGAAAGGAGCAACAUUAUUGUCCGAAGGUGUGGAUAAAAUGGUUGGCAUUGUAUAUCGUCCAAAAACACAAGAGACGCGUCAAACUUAUGAGGUAUUGCUCAGUUUUAUACAAGAAGCUUUAGGUGAUCAACCACGCGAUAUUCUUUGUGGUGCAGCUGAUGAAGUACUGGCUGUGUUAAAGAAUGAUCGGCUUAAAGAGAAAGAGAAGAAAAAAGAAACAGAACUUUUACUUGGUUUAUUAGCAGAAGAAAGAUUUGCCCUUCUUGUCAACCUUGGAAAAAAGAUCACAGACUUUGGCAGUGAUGAAAAAAGCGCAACAAACGAUGAAAAUAUUGAUGAAACAUAUGGAAUUAAUGUACAGUUUGAAGAGAGUAGCGAAGAGGACGAUGAAGAUGUGUACGGAGAAGUCAGGGAAAAUGACGAUGAAGGCGAUGAAGGUGAAGAAGCUAAUGAUGACAGAGCUAUUCAUGCAGAAAAUUUGGGUGGUACAGAAGAAAUGAAGAAAGAAAAACCAUUACAUCCAUUAGACAUAGAUGCAUAUUGGUUGCAAAGAAGGUUAAGUAGAAUAUAUGACGACGCUAUGGUUUCGCAAGCGAGAGCUGCCGAAGUGUUAGCUGUUUUAAAGGAUGCCGCAGAUGAUCGCGAAUGCGAGAAUCAGCUUGUGCUGCUGUUGGGCUAUGAUUGCUUCGACUUUAUUAAACAGCUUAAAAAGUAUAGACAUACAGUUGCAUAUUGUACAAUGUUGGCCUCAUCACAGUCUGAAUCAGAAAGACAAAAAAUUCGUAACAAAAUGAACGAUGACCCAGUACUGGCGAAAAUUUUACGGCAAUUGGACACGGGUAAAGGUGAAGAUGACGCCGACGAAACAAUGGAAGCAAGAUCGCAACGCAAGAGACGGGAAGAGAACGAAGACACGGGAGGGCCUGGGGGACAGGUUCACGGUACAAGAAAUUUGAUAGAUUUGGAGGAUUUGAUAUUCGCUCAGGGAAGUCAUUUUAUGGCGAAUAAACGUUGCCAGCUGCCUGAUGGCAGUUUUCGGAAGCAGCGAAAAGGAUACGAAGAAGUUCACGUUCCUGCCUUGAAGCCGAAACCAUUUGCGGAAAACGAGAGGUUACACCCGAUCGAACAAUUGCCUAAGUACGUGCAACCCGCUUUUGAAGGCUUCAACACAUUGAAUCGCAUACAAAGCCGUUUGUAUCAAACGGCAUUGGAAAGCGACGAGAAUCUGCUAUUGUGCGCUCCAACAGGAGCGGGUAAAACUAACGUAGCUCUAUUAUGCAUGAUGCGGGAGAUCGGAAAGCAUAUAAACGCCGAUGGUACGAUUAACGCGGAUGAGUUCAAAGUGAUUUACGUCGCUCCGAUGCGUUCGUUGGUGCAGGAAAUGGUCGGUAAUUUUCGCAAGCGAUUGUCAACGUACAAUCUGACCGUCUCUGAGUUGACAGGUGACCAUCAAUUAACGCGAGAGCAAAUUGCUGCUACUCAAGUAAUAGUAUGUACCCCGGAGAAGUGGGACAUCAUAACGAGGAAGGGUGGAGAGAAAACUUUUACAUCACUAGUACGAUUGAUCAUUAUCGACGAGAUUCACUUGUUGCAUGACGAGAGAGGUCCUGUUCUAGAAGCUUUAGUUGCGAGAACAAUACGAAAUAUUGAGACUACCCAAGAGGAUGUGCGACUUGUUGGUCUGUCGGCCACGUUACCCAAUUAUCAAGACGUCGCAGCAUUCUUGCGUAUCAAACCGGAAUCAGGACUAUUCUAUUUCGACAAUAGUUUCCGACCUGUAGCUCUAGAACAGCAGUAUAUCGGCGUCACCGAGAAGAAAGCAUUAAAACGUUUCCAGGUGAUGAACGAGAUCGUCUAUGAAAAGACAAUGGAACACGCCGGUAGAAAUCAGGUUUUGAUAUUCGUGCACUCGCGCAAGGAAACUGGAAAAACGGCACGCGCUAUUAGAGACAUGUGCUUGGAGAAAGACACUCUGGGUCAAUUCCUUAGAGAGGGUUCCGCGUCGAUGGAAGUUUUGAGAACGGAAGCGGAGCAGGUGAAGAAUCAAGAACUCAAGGAUCUGUUGCCAUACGGAUUCGCGAUUCAUCACGCUGGUAUGACCCGAGUGGAUCGCACAUUAGUGGAAGAUCUCUUCGCCGACAGACACAUACAGGUUCUCGUAUCUACUGCGACUUUAGCCUGGGGUGUCAAUUUGCCAGCUCAUACAGUCAUCAUUAAAGGAACUCAGGUCUAUAAUCCGGAGAAAGGCAGAUGGGUAGAGCUGGGCGCUCUUGAUGUGCUGCAAAUGUUAGGAAGAGCUGGUCGACCUCAGUACGAUACCAAGGGCGAGGGUAUUCUUAUCACAAAUCACAGCGAGUUACAGUAUUAUCUAUCGCUUCUAAAUCAACAAUUACCCAUCGAAUCCCAAUUAAUCAGCAAGAUGUCCGACAUGUUGAAUGCGGAGGUAGUGCUAGGUACAAUCCAGAAUAUCAGAGACGCAGUCACGUGGCUCGGCUAUACUUAUCUUUAUAUCAGAAUGCUUCGUUGCCCGAAUCUAUAUGGGAUAAGUAACGAUAAACUAAACCAAGAUACUUUAUUAGAACUGCAUAGAGCCGAUCUGAUUCAUUCAGCCGCAGUCGGAUUAGAUCGCAGCGGUUUAAUCAAGUAUGAUCGCAAGUCCGGCAAUUUUCAGGCGACCGAAUUGGGCAGAAUAGCGUCUCACUAUUAUUGCACGCAUGAGACGAUGUCUACAUACAAUCAGCUGCUGAAACGCACAUUGAGCGAGAUAGAAUUGUUCCGCGUAUUUUCGCUCUCGGGCGAAUUCAAGAAUAUAAAUGUCAGAGAAGAAGAAAAGCUAGAGCUACAGAAGCUAAUGGAGAGAGUACCAAUUCCCGUGAAAGAGAGCAUCGAAGAACCGAGCGCGAAAGUAAACGUGCUCUUACAGGCGUACAUCUCGCAAUUAAAACUCGAGGGAUUCGCUCUCAUGUCCGACAUGGUGUUUGUGACGCAAUCUGCCUCGCGUCUUAUGCGAGCCAUUUUUGAAAUAGUCCUGUUUCGCGGCUGGGCGCAAUUGGCGGAUAAAUGUCUCUCCUUAUGCAAGAUGAUCGAUCGCAGGAUGUGGCAAUCGAUGUCGCCGCUCAGACAAUUCCGCAAGAUGCCGGAAGAAAUCGUAAAGAAGAUAGAGAAGAAGAAUUUCCCGUGGGAGAGACUGUACGAUCUAGGUCCUAAUGAGAUUGGAGAAUUGAUCCGUGUACCGAAACUGGGCAAGACCAUUCACAAAUACGUUCACCAAUUUCCGAAGCUCGGUCUAUCGACGCAUAUUCAGCCCAUCACGCGUUCCACCCUGCGAGUUGUACUAACUAUUACACCAGAUUUCCAAUGGGAUGAGAAAAUCCACGGUAUGUCGGAAGCGUUUUGGAUCCUGGUUGAAGAUGUAGAUUCGGAGGUGAUAUUGCACCAUGAAUACUUUUUAUUAAAGGCCAAAUACGCUGCUGACGAACAUAUAAUCAAGUUUUUUGUGCCGGUUUUUGAGCCUUUACCGCCGCAAUAUUUUUUGCGUAUGGUAUCCGACCGAUGGAUCGGGGCGGAGACACAAUUGCCCGUAAGUUUUCGACAUCUGAUAUUACCCGAGAAGAAUCUACCACCCACGGAACUGUUGGAUUUGCAAGCGCUACCAAUCACAGCGUUGCGAAACGCAAAGUUUGAAAACAUCUAUUCCGAAUUCCCGCAGUUUAAUCCUAUUCAAACGCAGGUGUUCAACGCGGUUUAUAAUUCCGAUGAUAACGUGUUUGUCGGAGCGCCUACAGGUUCGGGGAAAACGACCAUCGCGGAAUUCGCGGUAUUGAGAUUGCUGACGCAAAAUCAGGAAGGUCGAUGCGUAUACAUGGUGAGCAAGGAAGCAUUGGCCGAAUUAGUAUAUGAUGAUUGGGCGAAGAAAUUCGGCCAACAGCUAGGUAGAAAAGUCGUUCUUUUGACGGGCGAAACGGGAACGGAUCUGAAACUAUUGGCCAAGGGACAGAUCAUUAUCACUACGGCGGACAAAUGGGACGUGUUAUCGCGCAGAUGGAAACAACGAAAGAACGUGCAAAACAUUCAGUUAUUUAUCGUAGACGAACUGCAGUUGAUUGGUGGAGAGGAAGGCCCCGUACUGGAAGUUGCGUGUUCGCGAGCACGUUACAUUUCCUCACAGCUUGACAAGCCCACCAGAAUAAUAGCGUUGUCGGCAUCGUUGGGUGAUGCCAAAGACGCCGCUCAGUGGCUAGGUGCACCAGCAGCGGCUACUUUCAAUUUCCAUCCCUCCGUACGACCGGUGCCGUUGGAGCUGCACGUCCAAGGUAUAAACGUCACUCACAAUGCAUCGAGAUUGGCCGCUAUGGCGAAACCGGUAUAUAACGCAAUCCUUCGACAUGCUGCGCAUAAACCGGUGAUCAUAUUUGUGCCUACACGUCGACAAGCGAGAUUAACGGCUAUCGACUUGCUAACAUUCACGGCAGCUGAGGGUCAACCGUCAAAAUUCUUCCAUGCAGAAGAGGCCGACAUUAUUCCAUUCCUCGAUCGGAUGGUCGAUAAAACGUUAAAGGAGACUCUAUCACAAGGUGUGGCUUAUCUUCACGAAGGUUUAUCGGCCGACGACCGUCGUUUGGUCGAACGAUUGUUCGACAGCGGCGCUAUUCAAGUGGCAGUCGCUACGAGGGACCUCUGCUGGGGUUUAUCAAUCAAUUCCCACUUGGUUGUGGUCAUGGAUACACAGUGCUACAACGGUAAAACACACGCCUAUGAAGAUUAUCCGAUCACGGACGUUUUGCAGAUGGUGGCGCGAGCUAAUCGUCCACUGGAGGAUGAAGAUGCCAAGUGCGUGCUCUUGUGUCAAAGCUCAAAGAAAGAUUUCUUCAAAAAGUUUCUGAACGAACCAUUACCGGUAGAGAGCCAUCUGGACCGCCGGCUACACGAUCACUUCAACGCGGAAAUCGUGACAAAGACGAUCGAGAAUAAACAGGAUGGAGUCGAUUACCUCACGUGGACCUUCCUGUAUCGACGACUUACCCAGAAUCCCAAUUACUACGGUUUGCAGGGUGUCACGCACCGGCAUCUCUCGGAUCAUCUGUCUGAGCUAGUCGAGAGUACAUUGACCGAUCUUGAACAAGCCAAGUGCGUCGCUGUAGAGGAGGAGAUGGACACCUUGCCGCUCAAUCUAGGAAUGAUCGCCGCCUACUACUAUAUCAAUUACGCCACCAUCGAAUUGUUCAGUUUGUCUCUCAACAACAAGACGAAGAUUAGAGGCUUACUAGAGAUUAUUUCGGCAGCCGCCGAGUACGAGAGCGUUCCGGUGCGACAGAGGGAAGAAAAUUUAUUGAGAAGUCUAGCCGCACGUCUACCUCAUGCACCACAAGCCACCAGAAUGGCCGAUCCUCAUGUGAAGGCACAAUUAUUGUUGCAGGCUCAUUUGUCGAGGAUACAGUUGGGUCCAGAAUUGCAAAAGGAUACCGAAUUGGUGCUGGGCAAGGCCGUAAGGCUGAUACAAGCUUGCGUCGACGUGCUGAGCUCCUCCGGAUGGUUAGCGCCCGCCGUCGCCGCUAUGGAAUUGGCACAGAUGGUGACGCAGGCAAUGUGGUCCAAAGAUUCUUAUUUAAAACAGCUGCCACAUUUUACAGCUGAGACUAUAAAGCGCUGCACCGACAAGGGCGUGGAAACCGUGUUCGACGUGAUGGAGCUCGAGGAUGACGAUCGGAAUCGACUGUUGCAACUAACGGACGCGCAAAUGGCGGAUGUCGCCAAGUUCUGUAAUCGUUAUCCCAACAUUGAGAUGUCGUAUGAGGUGCAAGAUAAGGAUAAAUUACGUAGCGGUGGUACGGUAAAUGUGAUCGUGCAAUUGGAACGGGAGGACGAGGUCACCGGCCCAGUGGUCGCGCCAUUCUUCCCACAGAAACGCGAGGAAGGCUGGUGGGUAGUGAUCGGCGAUCCGAAGAGCAACUCGUUACUAUCUAUCAAGCGGCUAACGUUGCAACAAAAGGCAAAGAUCAAGCUGGACUUUGUUGCCCCGGCGCCCGGCCAGCAUUCCUACACUCUGUACUUUAUGAGCGACGCUUAUCUUGGCUGCGAUCAGGAAUACAAGUUUACCAUCAACGUCGGGGAAUACGAAUCGGAUGCCAGUUCCGGUUCCGAUUCCGAUUGAGUCAUUUAAAUCUCUCUAAUAUGUUCCGUAAUAUAUAUUUAUCAUUUUCCAGUACAGAGCAUAUAUUUCUCAAAUAUACCGAUAUCACCAUCCAAUCAAUCCGAUUAUUUCUUUUAGCACAUAAUUUAAGGUAAUUGGAAUAAUUAUAAGAAAGCGUGUGUAUAGAAAUCGGUAAGAAUCUAAAAGUAGCAAUUAUGUUAAGUUGCUUAGCAAUUACGUUUAAAUAGUGUGUCGCAUAUUAUUACUGUGAGAGAAGAGACAACUAAGAAUAAAAUUUAUAUUUGAAUAUAAAGGGCAUAAUAAUUGUGUAUUAUUUUUAUGUAUCAAAUUUUUUGCAUAUAAAUUCUCUGAAAUAU
Molecule: messenger RNA, 6890 nt
Organism: Formica exsecta
Lineage: Eukaryota; Metazoa; Arthropoda; Insecta; Hymenoptera; Formicidae
Gene: l(3)72Ab
Product: putative U5 small nuclear ribonucleoprotein 200 kDa helicase
Exons: 6
Coding region: 133-6534 (2133 amino acids)
Cellular component (GO): nucleus
Molecular function (GO): nucleic acid binding; ATP binding; ATP hydrolysis activity
Source: RefSeq, a predicted model, not a curated record